AAGAAUCGGAAUCCUCGUGAUAAUUUAUCAAACGGUCACGAAAUUAAAAGAAUUGAAAAGAAAAAAAAAAAGGGCAUAACUCAACAGUCAACAUUUCUUACUUUGUUCAAGCCUCCAACCAAAUUAUAAUUAUCCAACCUUUUGUUUGCUGGAUUUUCAUCAUUAUACCUUCCACCAUACUCGAAGGAACCAAACUCAUAAUCGGCUUUUGAGCUUUUCUUUUCCUCCCUUUUGUUCCUUGAAAAAAAUCCAGCGCAGUUCUCACUGGACAAAACCCAACUCCCACGCCAAAAAGAAAUCUCGUACGUUUACCAGCAAUCCACUCAAACCGAUCAAAGCCCACCUCCCAAAAUGCAGAUACAGAGAUGGGUUUUCAGUCUUCUCUUCACUUUUUCAUUCUGCACUGUUCUUUCAGAAACCCUAGCUCAAACAGGAUCACAAACAAUAGUUUGCUCGGAAACAGAUAGAGUUGCCCUUAUUGGAUUCAAAGCUAGAAUUUUGAAGGACACAACAGAUAUUCUGUCAUCAUGGAUUGGGAAGGAUUGCUGUGGAAAUUGGGAAGGUGUUCAAUGUAACCCAGCAGGAAGAGUGAUCGCAUUGCAGUUGCAGAGGCCCUCAGAUAGAGACACUGACAUUUACAUGAAGGGAAUUCUAUCUCCUUCCCUGGCUGAUCUCCAGUUUCUGGAGGUGAUGGUGAUAAGUGGGAUGAAACGAAUAGGAGGCUCCAUUCCAGAGAGCUUCUCAAAGCUUAUCCAUCUCACCCAAUUUGUCCUUGAAUACAACGCCCUUGAAGGGUCUAUACCUUCUUUUCUUGGUCAGUUGCCUCUGCUCAAAAUUUUGUCACUUGGUAGCAACCAUUUGAAUGGACAGAUUCCUCCAGGUUUAGGAAACUUCAGUAACCUUGUUCAGAUGAACUUGGCCAAGAAUUCCCUUACAGGGUCAAUCCCACUCACCUUCAGAAACCUUUAUUAUUUGCAGUAUUUUGAUCUUAGCUACAACAAUUUAUCUGGGUCUAUCCCAGAUUUUAUAGGACAGUUUCAGAACCUGACUUAUAUCGACUUCUCCAACAACCAGUUCUCAGGUCAGAUACCCAGUUCCCUGUGUAACUUGGACAAUCUUCUGGACCUCUCUUUGAACCAUAACCAACUUACAGGAAGAAUCCCUGACUACAUUGGGAACUUGAAAGGACUUACCAGCCUUUCGCUGAGUGCUAAUGGUCUUUCGGGUCAAAUACCAGUAUCCAUUGCAAGGCUACAUAACCUUUGGUACCUUAAUCUAUCUAGAAAUGCUCUUUCAGAUCCUUUGCCAGCCCUUACAAAUGGCAUCCCCUCUCUGCUGUCUAUAGACCUGUCCUACAACAACAUUCAUUUAGAGAAUGUUCCUGAUUGGAUCACAAACAGAGCACUUAGAGACGUGCACCUUGCAGGCUGUAACCUCAGAGGAACCCUACCAAACUUUGCACAAAGAGAUUCUUUGAACUCCAUUGACCUCUCUGACAACUUUCUUGAAGGCGGGUUUUCCAAUUUUUUCACAAAUAUGUCAGGUUUGCAGAAGAUUAAGCUCUCAAACAACCAGCUACAAUCAGAUACUUCAGAGAUUGCAAUACCAGAUGGGCUUUCCUUUCUUGACCUCCAUUCGAAUCAGCUUAAAGGAUCAAUGUCAAAGCUAUUGCGCAAUAACACAAGCGGAUUUUUAGAGUACGUGGACAUCUCAAACAACCAAAUUACAGGUAAGAUUCCAGAGUUCAGUGAAGGUUCAGGGCUGAAACUGCUAAACUUGGCAAGCAACAAAAUUACAGGUCAAAUCCCAGGUUCAAUCUCAAACCUGCUUGAACUUGAAAGGUUGGACGUUUCAAGAAACCAGAUUGAGGGCACCAUACCCACAAGCUUAGGGCAGUUACUGAGGCUACAAUGGCUCGACUUGUCCAUCAAUGCAUUCACUGGCAACAUCCCAGAUACUUUGCUAGGUUUGCAAAGCCUCAGGCAUGUAAAUUUCAGGGCAAACAGAUUGUGUGGAGAGAUCCCGCAAGGGAAACCAUUCAAUAUCUUCCCUGUAGCAGAUUAUGCGCACAACCUGUGUUUAUGUGGCAAGCCCAUGCCACCUUGCAAGAGAGGAAAUCUACAGAAUUUGGGUCAGUAAGAAGCUGGCUCAGCUAGCAGUAGGCUCUUUUCAUUCCCCACUAGAAUUCUCAGAUUGAACUAAUACAUUGUUUCUAUUUUAUCAACAAUUGAAACUCAAUUUCUUCUUCCUGAAUACACUUCCAUCUAUACUGCAUUCUUCAAGGAACCAGGUUUAGAAAAUACACAGAAGUUAGAUUCUAGUGAUUGAAUUAAUUUGCAGUGAAUGCUAUCCCGGCCUUGGCACAAGAACAAGAAUUCCAUGUCUUAGUACUUGAUUGUACAUUGCAAU
Nelumbo nucifera (sacred lotus) is the source of this 2409-nucleotide messenger RNA. RefSeq lists its product as uncharacterized. Lineage: Eukaryota; Viridiplantae; Streptophyta; Magnoliopsida; Proteales; Nelumbonaceae. Gene Ontology annotation, molecular function: protein binding. The record is from RefSeq and is a predicted model, not a curated record.